Messenger RNA from Amphibalanus amphitrite, 3043 nucleotides. RefSeq names its product diacylglycerol kinase 1-like. The record is from RefSeq and is a predicted model, not a curated record. The transcript is spliced from 8 exons. Bases 1 to 1134 code for a protein of 377 amino acids. Gene Ontology annotation, cellular component: plasma membrane. Gene Ontology annotation, biological process: intracellular signal transduction; lipid phosphorylation; diacylglycerol metabolic process. Gene Ontology annotation, molecular function: ATP-dependent diacylglycerol kinase activity. NCBI's taxonomy places the organism in Eukaryota, Metazoa, Arthropoda, Thecostraca, Balanomorpha, Balanidae.
AUGGACAAGGACUCGCUGUCGGCAAGGAAACGGCCGGCUCGUGCCGGCGCGCAGCGGUGCCGGCCGGCUGCGCCCGGCCCGCCCACCGUCCGGCCAUACCUGCUGAACCCACGCCAGGUGUACAACCUGACCAAGGGCGGACCGAUGCAGGGCCUGCAGCUCUUCAAGGACGUGCCUGACCUGCGAGUCAUCUGCUGCGGCGGCGACGGCACCAUCGGCUGGAUCUUGGACUCGAUGGACAAGGUGCAGCUGGCGCACCCGCCGUGCGUGGGCAUCAUUCCGCUGGGCACGGGCAACGACCUGGCGCGCUGUCUGCGCUGGGGCGGCGGCUACGAGGGCGAGUCCAUCUACAAAAUACUCAAGAAAAUCGAGCUGGCUUCCACGGUGAUGAUGGACCGCUGGAGGAUCGAGGUGUCCGACAGCCGCAUGCAGGAGGACGACCCGCCCGGCGAGCCCAUUCCCUACAACAUCAUCAACAACUACUUCUCCAUAGGCGUGGAUGCAGCAAUAUGCGUCAAAUUUCAUCUAGAGCGAGAAAAGAAUCCAGAAAAGUUCAAUUCACGGGUAAAAAACAAGCUCUGGUACUUCGAGUUCGCCACAUCAGAAACGUUCACGGCGUCGUGCAAGAACCUUCAUGAAGAAAUCGAUAUCAUGUGUGACGGCGUGUCGCUGGACCUGGCGAACGGACCGUCGCUGCAGGGCAUCCUCCUGCUCAACAUUCCAUACACUCACGGCGGCUCCAACCUCUGGGGUGACCAGGGCAAAAAGAAGUCCAAGAAGCGGAAAAAGCAAGACCGUGACCGCGAACUCAGCAGCAACUCGUUCAACUCGCUCGAUCUCAACUCUGCCAUACAAGACAUCGGCGACAAAAUGAUCGAGGUGAUUGGUCUGGAGAACUGCCUGCACAUGGGUCAGGUGAAGACGGGUCUGCGUGCCUCCGGCCGCCGGCUGGCCCAGUGCUCGUCGGUGGUGGUACGCACGCGCAAACGCUUCCCGAUGCAGAUCGACGGCGAGCCGUGGAUGCAGCCGCCGUGCACGAUCCAGAUCACCCACAAGAACCAGGUGCCCAUGCUGAUGGCACCUCCCUCCACAUCGCGCGCCAGCGGCCUGCUCCGCUUCAUCCGCAGCAAGUGAGCCGCGUUGGGCCCGCCGGGCGCGCACCUGUCGACCAACAGCCAAGACUACGCUUAUCUUCAGCUACCACCGACCUAGAGGGGGUCCUCGCGCGCGCGAGACCAGGGAGUUUAGACAUCUAGAGUGAAUGCACUUUGCGCUGAAAGAUUACCUCAGAGUGGGACCAGCUCGCGAGCGCCCGUUGACAGACACCCCGGCAGGGCCGGCCGGCCGGUCGGCCGCGCGCCCCGCCUGCGUGCGCGUCUAGUGGGCCAGCACUGGUUUAUCGUCAGCCGGGUUUUGUACUGUCGCAGAGUCGCAGCGCCGUAGGGCGCCCAAUGUGCGCGAGCUGACCUAGGGUUUCUAUCCAGAGUCCAUCUUUAAUCAUUAUCUGUGGGAGCUUGUAGUCCAUUAUUGUUGGUGUUGUGCCAAGACGCCGGGUAACCAACGUCUCUUCUGAGCGGACCGCGCCUCGCCGUGGGCUGCAGAACGGGCGUGAUUGGGCCGCGAGUGUGUGAAUGAGAGAGAGAAAGAGAGAGAGAGAGAGAGAGAGAGAGAGAGAGAGAGAGAGAGAGAGAGAGAGAGAGGCACAGGCACACAGGUGACAUCUGUGCCGCGCGCUGGUGUGGCGGUCAGCGAUGUGAAAUGCUUGUGCCAAACUAUCAGGGCUUUUAAAGUUGUGCGUUUUGCGCAAAAAUAGUCAAAUGAUAAAAUCAGUCAAAACGCUGUCUAUGUUCAUAACUGUAGUCUACUUUUUACUACCUUUUUAACAGGUACUUUUUAUUCGUGUUAUCCUAUCGACGUUACCAUUUUAUAAACCAUUACUCAUUUUUGCUAGGUCACCCUUUAGAUACCUGCAGGACCAAACUACUUUCCUUUUGUGUUUUAUUUAGCGCACAAGCAGCCUGGCGGUGUUCUUCGUGAGCUUAGCGCCAUUUUCACGCCUCGCUGCGGCCAUUUUCACCCGUGCAACUUACCUCACUUUUCGCUGCCGCUCUGCACCUUCACUGCGGUGACGGUGCCGACCUCACCUGCCCCUCCAUCCACGCACACGCGGUGCGCACAGCGGCGGCGCGCCGGCCGGCGAACCCGCUCCGCCGGCCGCCGGCCGCCGCGCCCACCCCGGCUCGGGCAGGCUCGCUGAGUUGUUCAGUUGACGAGAAUCUCUAGUGCAGAGUACAAAGGUGAAUGAUCUUGGGCGAUGGCGCAUCAACUAGGAGAAAGGACACAGGGCUCAUGUCCUUUCCCCUACGGGCGCCCAUCGUCCGCCGUUUGGUUCUCCUCCAGUUCCACCGGCGCUCCUUCCCCGGCGUGGCGGCGUCUCAGACCAAGCUAGGUGUGCGGCGACAUCAGCGUUUCGACGUGUUUUGACUUAUUGUCCAUGUCGUCUGUUGUCGGCGAUUCGUUGGAAGUCGGUUUUCUAUCAGCUACGCCCCUGUACAUAGCGCCAUCUCGGCUGGCUGACUGGCGCCGUCCCGGCCAACCGACAGACGACGGUGACGUCACGACCCGACACUGCAUAUGACGUCACCGUUGGCCCGUCUGGACCGGCGGUCGGGCUAGCGAAUUCCAUUCGUUCGUAGCUGUCCGUAGCUGUUCAUGAUUUCUGGGUAAAACAGAAAAGCAUUUGUAUGUGUUAAACACAGGCGCGCGUGUGUUCCGGUAUUUUUCACAUGGUUGGUGCGAGUGGGUCGGCCGGCGGCGGCGGAAUGCGUCCGCGCCCCCGCCCCGGCCCCACCUCGGACUCCGGCCCGCAGCCGGUGCGCCAGGUCCAGUCCAGUCCACUGUGCGUGCGUGUGUCUUGUGGUUCGUCCUAGCCUUUGAUGACCAUGUGUACGAAUUAUGCAGUUAUUAUAUCAUUGUUGCUUAUACAAAUAUCUAGUCCACUUUGUUCCUUGGUGUAAAUAAACUUUCCCAAGCCGGUUGCUGU